AUGGCGCUAUAUUCGACUGAAAGUGGAAGUCCACAUGAUCUGCAUAGCUUUUACAAUCCCCAUUCUACACCAAUAGACAACCAAAUUUCAACUUUUCCUAAAUCAUCCAGGUUUUUUGACACAUCAACUUUGCCGGAUUUGAAACACCUCGAAGUCAGUGACGAUGUGCACCACCAGGUCUUGUUUAACGGCCAAGUUUCGAAUUUCAACUACAGUCCUUUCAAUAUAUCACAACAAAAAUUAAAGGCCUCGCCAGCAAUAAACUACGACCUGAUACCAAACAAGUUCGCUAUUGCGCCGACAAGUUAUCAGGAGGAAAAUGAAAUUCCGUUUUUGCGAUUGAGUGAAGAACAGGCGAAAGACCCUAUCUCUUUCAUUGACAAUCUACGAGAAUUGGGCAGCAAGUAUGGAGCAGUCAAGGUCAAACUUCCAUCAAAGGAUGAGAAAUUGUUUCAAACUACGAAUCAAGUCAACUCAGAUUUGUUUUGGUUCCAUACAAACAAGUUACUCAACAAUCCUACAAGUGACGAGCUAUUAGUAAGACUUGAAUUUCACCGUAAUUUACUUCAAUUCCAUCAAAGUGAUCAACACAAUUAUUUCGAGGAUGUUGAUGCAACAAGGGCAAAAGAAAAGAAUGGCACUGCCAAUUUGCAGUUUCAUUUGAACAAGUUACCAAUGAUUGACAAGCGGCCCUUAGACUUGUAUAAAUUAUACCAAUCAGUAAUCAUACGAGGUGGAUUCAUCGAAGUGAUCAACAAAAAACUUUGGGCUCAAAUAGGACGAGAGUUGGGUUACAAGGGGAAAAUCAUGACAAGCUUGAGUAGUUCCUUAAAGGCAUCUUAUCAAAAAAUUCUAUACCCUUACGAAUUGUAUCUUGCCAACCGAAGUAUGGGUUUAGUUAAGGAAGAGCAGUCAACUUUGGAAACACUACUGUCCGGUAGUAAGCGAAAUAUUCAACCCAUAGACACGCCCGAAAAAAAACAAAGAGCUGAUAAUCGGUACUAUGCACCUCGAAUUGUUGGUUCGGAGAAACAGUUUAAACGCCAGCUCAAUACAAAGGUUUCAAAAGGAAUGUUGGCCAAUUCUCCCCAUCUAAUAGAUGUGAAACAACCCAACACUUAUGUUGUCAAACAAACUGACAAGAAACGAAACAAAAAGGCAGCGGAUAAAGUAACUGCAUUCAUAACACCUCAAGCUCUGCUUCAGGCGGGGUUGUCCUACAUACGAGAUCAUCAAGAUGAAUCUUGUUCUACGGAUGUCCCCAAAAUUGCUUCUUCCUAUACAUUAAGACAAUUUAUGGAGAAAGACAUAAAGUUUCAAGAGCACAUAAUCCAUCAAAAUAGACACUUGUUUUGUCCAGAUGCUAGUCAAAGAGAUUGUAUAAAGUUCCAAGAUCUCGAAAACCUAUAUUGGAGAUAUGCCAGAAAUACCGACAUUGACCUGGUAUUUUCCAAUGGGAUUGAACUCGAAAUGGGUAAGGACUUGCCAACUUCUGUCCAUGGUUCCGGUUUUGUGAGAAUUGGUGAUGACAUAGCAAACUUCAAGAAUGCGCUUAAUAACCACCUAUUGAGUCUUUCUCACGCAAAACUGGCGGUAAAUUCAAAGAACCCAAACACCACACCUCAUGUAUUCUCACAGCAGAACCCUUGGGAUUUCAACAGGGUCGACAAUAUAGAUCAAACUAUAGAGUCGGCAUUAUACCCCUGGAAUCUUCACAACUUUGCAACUCUACCAAAUGCUAUACUAGGAACUUUAAACCAAUUCGAUGUGGGAAAUCAAGAAUUGACAGAAACUAGGGUAAAUGUUGGCAUGACUUUCAGCACCGAGAACUGGACAUGUGAGGAUCACUUUACUCAGCUCAUAAACUACCAUUUCUUUGGAGCUCCAAAACGUUGGUACUUUAUUCCAGAAUCAGAAUUUGACAAAUUUGAGCGAUUAGUCAAAGAUGUGAAUACAGAUUUGACGUCUUCAUCUGCAAUGAGUCGAAACGAAAUAUCUAGAGCCGAGAGCGUAAGCACAGCUUUGUUUAGAUCCAGUAAUGAAGAACUUGAAACGGAUUUAGUGAUCAAAGCCAUCGAGAACUCAGUGAAUACAAAGGCGGAUCACAAGCUCCCACAUCGCAAUGUGAGAUUUGCAAAUUUGUGCCAACGAGGAGAGCUUCUCUUAAACCAAGAUUUACGGAUAACGCCGGAAUUGCUAGAUUAUCACAAUAUUCGAUACACAACAACAGUGCAGCAUCCUGGGGAAUUUAUUAUAAAGUUUCCUAAAACUUACUCAUCAGCUCAAUCGUAUGGAUUCAAUUUUACAGAGGAGACUAAUUUUGCAUCUAGCUUGUGGCUAGAUUACGCUUUACACGGAGAAAAGUGGCUAACUAAACAGGGUAUAUUGUCUAAUUUUCUGAUCUUCAAACUCCUUAUUACUGUUGCAUCAAUUUAUGACAAUGGAGGCAGCAUAUCUUUCAACUCAGAUGUUUUCUCAAAAGUUGCAAACCUCUAUAAAGGUUUGUAUCUCAAAGAAAUUGAAUUGAGGGACCAAAUAAGAAAGUUGAAAGUAAAAGAGACAAAUGUCACUGAGGAGUCUUUGUCUGAUAUAAUUGCUGAUGACGACUAUGGUGCUGCUUUUCCGUCUCGUGUAAUGAUUACUGAUGUUGAUUCCAAGGACUCCAUGUUUGUAUCAAUGGAAAACUUUUUACAUUACUCAUCGUCACCUGAAUUUAUGGAAAACUUUGUUGUUGAGUUACAAUUGUUUCAUUCGGAUGAAAAACUUAAAACCUUCCACAAAGUUUUAAGUGAGUAUUCGGUUGAUUUCGAGUCAUGGAUUCAAAAUUACGAAUCGUUGAUGGCUGAGGGCGAUGAGAUACCAUUGAAGCAGUACAAAGUGUUGCUCAACGAGGGAGACAAGAUAAAUUCAUCGAUUUCGUCAACUUCGGUUGUUGGUGGCCAAUCAUACGAUCAGCAACGAAUGCGCGUAUUUGGUGAAUACCUAGAAAACUUGAGAUAUUUUACAACAAGCGCGUCUCAAUUUAUUGAAGAAUGUCAAAAUGUUUUGGCCCUCAAACACCAGCAGCGUAUUAGAAAUGGACAGGAUUUAGCGCAUCAGGAGCGUGCAUUUUCUUUGAAGGAGUUAGCAAGUCUCGUUGAGAGAAUCUCCAGUUUGAACUUUACGUGUCCAGAGAUUGAACAGAUUUUAGAACUCAAAACGGAGAUUCAAAAUUUUGACAAGGCCAGCCGCUCACUAAUUGCAAAGAAGGGCAGAUCAUUGCAGGAAUUUGAUGAUUUGAUCAGUCUUGGGGAAAGUUUUGGCUUGGAUAUCCCGUCGUUGGAUUUCAUCAUUAGAAUACGAAAUCGAUUGAGAUGGAUCAAGACGUACAACUUGAUUGAAAAAGGAGUGGACCCUUUUUCCGACAGAAAAGAAGUGUUUUCGAUUGACGAUUUGAAAGAGUUUUACAAUUCAGGUUUGGAACUUCUAGCAGCGGGAGACCUUGAAUAUAUACAACUGAUUGAAGUCAUUUUGAACCAAAGCAUUGUUUUCAACAAUGAUGUCAGAAAGUUUUUGCAGUACACCUUUGUACAUGACUUGGAUGUCGAGAAGUUGAGAUCGAUAGUUGACAGCUUCACUCUGGAGAAGUUGUUCUUGUCAAGUGAAAAUUACUCAGAGCUAUCUAAAGUCCAUUCAAGCUUGGAAUUAAUAACUCGAUACAAGGACACACAGGGAGGUGGAAAAUUGGCAUACCACGAGCUAAAGCAGUUGUAUAAUGGAAUUAUCGACAGCGGGUUGAAGUUUGAAACUAGCUCAAUUCAAGAAUCAUUGCAAAAAACUGAGUGUUGGUCAGAUUUGCAAUGGCAAAAACUUGAGAAAGUCAGGAUCAUAACAACUAUCAACAAUACAAUAGCUCGUGACAGUGUAAAUCCCAAAUUCACGUUCAAUGCCAAACUUGUGGAGAAGGUCCAGCGGCUUGUCUACAAAUGUGAAUUUAGUUUGUCCAUUGAUGACAAAUUUGAGGAAUCUUCUUCCUUUGUCAGUCACCAAGAGAAUGAGCAUGAUGAUCCGAAAUAUUACUGUGUUUGCCGAGAAUAUGAACAUGGAACCAUGGUUGAGUGCGACGAAUGCAAAGAGUGGUAUCACGUGCAAUGUGUCAAGGACUUUAGUAAACCUAAGGAAGAAAUUUACAAAUGUCCUAUUUGUCUAUUGUUGAGUCUGGGUGAAACUGAGGAUAAGUAUCUCAUGACCAAGUUGUCCAUGGAUGAGUUGAUCGAUAUGUACAACGAUGGUGAAGCAUUGGAGGCAGUCCCAGUCAACGAAAUGACAGCGAUGAAAGACUUGAUUGAUAUAUUGAACAGCUAUUCUCGUAGUCUCAACUUGAACGACGUGUUGAAUGAGCCAAACGAACAAACUAGAUUUGAAAAGUUGAUGUUUGUAUUGCGAAAGUUGUAUGGAUGUGGAGUGCAAAUUACUGACUUGUUUCAAAAAGUUUUGCGUCACACGAGAUUGGCGCAACAAGAUAUCGUAGCCAAAAAGAAACAAAGCAAUGCACAGUCUGUCCCCGCCAUGUCUGAGGAAACUACACAGCAACAGCUUGAGACUGGUACAGGUGGUGCAAUCGAAACAGAGCUCACCGGGAAAGAGAAUGGUAUUCAGCCUAUGACGAAUUGGAAAUCUGCUAUGCGUGAAAAUGGCAUUGAAGCUCUGCAUGCAAAUGGAGUAGAAAUUGGCAUAAAAGACAACAAACUGGUCGUUAAUUUUCACCCACCGAACGAAAGUACUCAAGAGAUUCGUUUUGAAAAUGGCGUUAACGCUGAGCUCGGUGAUCGGUCAAAUGCGCAUGCUAGUCAGUCAAACUUGACCACUCAAAAUCAUGCAGGAUCCACAAAUUUUGCUUUUCCAAGUGAAAACCUAUCUCGUGUGCAAAACUUGUCGUCGUCGACCAAUACCUCAACAGACAACCCUGUCCCUGUAAAAGACAAGAGCACAAAAGAUGAGGUGGAUCUUCAAAACGUACAAAAUUCUAGAAAGCAGCAGAUCUUCAUUGGUACAGCAAAAGACAUAAGUUCCCAAAAUUCACCUCAUUUGAAAGACCCAGAUGCGAAAAGUGCUGCUGAGCUCUCGCAUUGA
Molecule: messenger RNA, 5112 nt
Organism: Lodderomyces theae
Lineage: Eukaryota; Fungi; Ascomycota; Pichiomycetes; Serinales; Debaryomycetaceae
Exons: 1
Coding region: 1-5112 (1703 amino acids)
Biological process (GO): chromatin remodeling
Cellular component (GO): nucleus
Molecular function (GO): histone demethylase activity; DNA binding
Source: RefSeq, a predicted model, not a curated record